Suncus etruscus (white-toothed pygmy shrew) is the source of this 2489-nucleotide messenger RNA. It is a transcript of the gene TSN, whose product is annotated as translin. Gene Ontology annotation, cellular component: nucleus; cytoplasm. The coding region runs from base 102 to 788 and encodes 228 amino acids. Gene Ontology annotation, biological process: RNA metabolic process. Gene Ontology annotation, molecular function: RNA binding; single-stranded DNA binding; sequence-specific DNA binding. The transcript has 6 exons. The record is from RefSeq and is a predicted model, not a curated record. Lineage: Eukaryota; Metazoa; Chordata; Mammalia; Eulipotyphla; Soricidae.
GCGGCGGCCUCGGGAGUUGCCGUCGACCGUGCUGGUUUCCUCUACUUGAACAGCCUUCCCGGGCCGUCGUUGUUGGACGGGUCGCUGUUCGCCGUGGAGCCAUGUCUGUGAGCGAGAUCUUCGUGGAGCUGCAGGGCUUCCUGGCUGCCGAGCAGGAUAUCCGGGAGGAAAUUCGAAAAGUUGUGCAGUGUAUAGAACAAACAGCUCGAGAGAUCUUAACUCUACUGCAAGGGGUCCAUCAGGGUGCUGGAUUUCAGGACAUUCCAAAGAGAUGUUUGAAAGCACGAGAGCAUUUUGCUACAGUGAAGACACACCUAACAUCUUUGAAGACCAAAUUCCCUGCUGAACAGUAUUACAGGUUUCACGAGCACUGGAGGUUUGUGUUGCAGCGCUUGGUCUUCCUAGCGGCAUUUGUUGUGUACCUGGAAUCAGAAACGCUAGUGACUCGAGAAGCAGUUACAGAAAUUCUUGGCAUUGAGCCGGAUCGGGAGAAAGGAUUUCAUCUGGAUGUAGAAGAUUAUCUCUCAGGAGUUCUAAUUCUUGCUAGUGAACUGUCCAGGCUCUCCGUUAACAGCGUGACCGCUGGAGACUACUCCCGGCCCCUUCACAUCUCCACCUUUAUCAAUGAGCUCGAUUCUGGGUUCCGCCUUCUCAACCUGAAAAAUGAUUCCCUGAGGAAGCGCUAUGACGGCCUGAAGUAUGAUGUGAAGAAAGUGGAGGAGGUGGUCUAUGAUCUCUCUAUUCGAGGUUUCAACAAGGACACUGUCGCUGCCUGUGGCGAGAAAUAGGACGGUUGCCAGUGAGGGGAGCAUAGUACUUUUUGUGCUAGUUAGGAUGCUCCGUUGCUGAACACCUGUCACUUUCUUUUCUUGUAUGGUGUACUUCGCAGAAUUGCAAUAGUCUUGGGGGGUGGGAAGCAAGUGAAUAACCUUUACCAGGACAGAUUUUCCUUUAUCAUUUCAGUGAGGUUGAGUUCUGUAGUUCAGUAUGUUUUUAGUUCUGUCAGAAAGUGUAAUUGUCAUAUCCUUUGUCAAGUCCUUUUCUUGCUUACCCUAGUGCUGUUGAUAGACCGAUUGGUUGGGAAGUUGUCUUAUAUGUGAUUCUUCUAGAAGUAUUCUUUAUUUUUUUUUUAUAUACAAUCCAAAUCAGCCCUCCAUGCCUAGGUAUAACUUAGUAUAAAAAUAGAUAAUUAAAAAUGAUGGUUGCCAAGUAAAGGACAAUUUGUUUUAUACUUUCCUUAUUUAAGCCUUGUGAGUAAAUUAGAUGUUGAUUUGGGGGUGGGAUAGAGGGGGAGUUAUAGCCCCAGGGUUCUUUUUCACUGCCAUCAAAACACAAAAAGUUAAACUACAAAGUCAGGUUCAACAGAUUAUUUUGGGAAGUUGUCUUUUUAUUAGGAGAUUUAAGUAACAUCUUAGUUUGGCUCUAUUUUUAAGGUAGUAGGGCUAAGUGUUUUUGAAAAACCUGUUUUCUGAUGUUGCCUUAACAUUCUGCUACUGCAGCAUUUAAUUAUCCACACACAUCUUGAACUAAAAUUUCAUGUGACGUUGUGAAGCUAUAGACCCUUCUUCCUGCCAGCUGGCUAGACUGACCUGGGAGUAUGAUGCUCCCAGCUGAGGUAAUUAGCAGUACCCUAAGUAGUAUGUUCUAAGUGGAAAAAAAAUGCUGUGUUUUGUCUGGAAGAAAGUAAAAUGUUUGGAUUCAAGAAAAAUCAGCUGACUCAGUUUCAUUUUUGAAUACACAAUUUGAGGUGGCUAUUUCAACAGCUGCGUUUUACAUUUACAGUUUUGGGCAAAUCACAUAAUCUUGUUGGCAUCUAUAUCUCCCUCUUUAGUUUUAAGCAGUGCUCAGAACACUGGCUCUGUUCAGUUGAAUGGGUGACAUAAUCCAGUAUUUUGGAGUCCAUUGUAAGGAAGGUGCUAGUGCUGCCUGGAGGUAUUUAGAAAUCCCCCCUCUUUGUGCCUGAUGUUAGUUUGGGCUUUUUGUUUGUACUGUGUAUACAGGGAUUAUAUUUGGCAUUUUCAUCAGAACUUUUUAUCUGGCCAAGUGAAGGACUCAACACAUUUUUCAUCAUGAGGGGAGAAGUAGAAAUGAGGCAGGCAUUGCUAUGCAUUGUUUGGUUUGCCAAUUUUUUUUUUAACCUGCAGAAAUAUAUGUAGAUAGGAAAAAGGGUGUGAGGGUCUUUAAAGUGCCUCAAAUGGUUGGAUGAUCAUCUGAAAUAUGGAGUAACAGCACUGCUUGGAUUGAACAUGAAAGGUAUUUUAUCACAUGAUCAGGCAUUGGCAGGAGUUCUGUUAUGGUAUGCUUCACUGUCAGUUCUUUUUGGGAAUAUUAAAGUUCUUGCCAGAGUGGUACAUUAUGGUUUUAACAUACAUACGGAGCAUAUGUUGUCUUGUAACUCUGUGAGAUUUUUUUUUAAGUGUUAUGUUUAUAAUUAUUCAGUUGUGUUUUGUUGCUGUGGCUUGUAAUGCAAUAAAAACGUUUUUUGGUGA